GUUCAGUGAUUGACAGACCUCUGACUUGGUCGUUGAGUUGAGAUGGCACAUCCAUGUGCCUGUUCCACCGUCAAGUGAUAGCGCGCGUCCCUCGUGAUCCUCAGUAGUGUCCGCGUACGCCCGCGAACGUCCCGCGAACAUCCCCCGAAAGUGAGUCCGGUGUGCCCCGAACAGGCUCACGUCCAAUGGCACAACCACGGGUGAGUUCAGGUCCACGUGCUACGAUGUAUGUGGUGCUCUUGUUUUCAAAUUGUCAAACAUCCAUCUAAUCUCAGGGUCAUCGCCAUAUUGUGUGUCUUCAACCACGUGUCAACAACUUCAGCAACAUCCAGUGAUACCUAGUGAUUGAUACCCAGUGAACAACUGCAUUUUUGUGUGCUACUGUGUGUGCUAAAACAUACCCCAACCACGAACCAAAAUGAUUGACCCUUACGAUUCGUCCAAUGUCAAAUCAGAGCUUUACACGUACGAAGAUGCGAUCCACCCGUACAUGGAUGCGCCGCCGGGUGCAAUGUACGACCCCCAUGUGCGACCCAUGCAAGCGAUGCAGGCCCACCACUCGCCCCACCUCAAUCACCACGCCACCGCCAACCUGCACCAGUUCCAUGCCACCCCCACCGCCCCCACGCCCAACCAUGUGCCGCCUCCACCCUCCGCCAACCACGUCAUGGGUGCUAUUCCUGAUGUCCACAAGCGUGACAAGGACUCCAUAUACGGGCAUCCGUUGUUCCCGUUGCUAGCUCUAAUAUUCGAGAAAUGCGAGCUUGCAACGUGCACGCCACGGGAGCCGGGAGUGGCUGGCGGCGACGUUUGCUCGUCCGAGUCCUUCAACGAGGAUAUCGCCGUCUUCUCAAAACAGAUCCGUCAAGAAAAACCCUACUAUAUCGCCGACCCUGAAGUUGAUUCACUGAUGGUCCAAGCAAUACAAGUUCUACGAUUUCACCUUUUAGAAUUGGAAAAGGUGCACGAGCUGUGUGAUAACUUCUGUCACCGGUACAUCAGCUGCCUGAAGGGCAAGAUGCCGAUCGACCUGGUCAUAGACGAGAGAGACUCUUCCAAGCCUCUGCCUGAGCUGGGAGGCUCCACCAAUGGUAACGACGGACGCAGCAAUGCUGAUUCCACCUCGCAUACCGACGGCGCCAGCACGCCUGAUGUGAUCAGCAGUAGCAGAGAGGAAAUGACUAAAUUAAGACCACCUUCGUCAUCCUUAUCGUACGGGGGGCACGGCAACGACGACGUGAGGUCCCCGGGGUCAGGGGGCACGCCGGGCCCUCUCUCCCAGCAACCCCCCUCGCAGCAGAGUCUCGACCACAACGACCCUGAUGCACUAGGUAAAUGGUGUCCUCGACGCGAAUGGUCGUCGCCGGCAGACGCACGAGCAGCGUCGGAUGCGGCACGACGCGGCGUCCUCUACUCGUCCGUCUUCCUCGGCAGUCCAGGAGAAUACAACUCUUGCGACGCGAGUAACGCGAGCAUCGGGAGCGGGGAGGGGACGGGCGAGGAGGACGACGACUCGGCCAAUGGCAAGAAGAACCAGAAGAAGCGCGGAAUCUUCCCCAAAGUGGCCACCAACAUACUGCGCGCUUGGCUCUUCCAACACCUCACCCAUCCUUACCCCUCGGAAGACCAGAAGAAACAGUUAGCCCAGGAUACGGGGUUAACAAUAUUACAAGUCAACAACUGGUUUAUCAAUGCGAGGCGGCGUAUCGUUCAACCAAUGAUAGACCAAUCAAAUAGGGCUGUGUUCUCUCCGCACGCAGGUCCGAGCGGCGCCUACAGCCCUGACGGAGCCAUGGGCUACAUGAUGGACAGUCAGCAGAUGAUGCACCGGGGCCCUGGGGAUCCGGCUUUCCACAACGAGUACCACUAUCCUCCUCAGUACUACGGUCAUCAUCUGUAGUCCAGGAUCCGGAUUGACGAUUGAGUUGUGGACUGAUGAGGGGUACAAGGGGUGAGGGGUGCAAGGAAGCAGCCAAUGCCGACCUUGGACCGACUCCCAGCUUCUUCUGGUUCGACUAAAUUACUGUUCGCUUGAUCUCUGUGGAAGCCUGGCGCGAUUAGUGUAGUUUUUUAGGCAAAAAUGAUUAAAAAUUAGGCGACCACGUAACAAUCACUCAGACGUGUGCGAAAAUUCAAAAUGGCCGACGGACGAACCGACGCUUCGAACAAGAAUUUCGUUGUGCGAGUUUUUCUCAACUACUCCGAACAUUGCAGGGAGUCCGCGAGAAAAAUGUGAUAUUUUUCUGUUAUGCCUGUGCGAAACUCUAAAAUUCUUUUUCGAAACGAUUUACCGGAAAGAAUUCAACAAACAUUCGUGAAUAAAUAAUAUUAAUAAUAAAUGAUAAACAACGGGAACCCGUUCGGCUAGACCUGUAAGAGAAAGACGAUUAACUAAAAAAAUUCAGUCCUUAAUUUUUAAUAACGUGAAUGUAAUAUGUUUGGAUUUGUGUUAUAUUAAUUUUCUGUACAGUGUAGCUACUGUUAAUAUUAGAGAAAUGAUUGAAGAGGAUGUGAAUGAAUAUGAACGAUGAUUAUUGAAUAUGUGUGUCUCGUUAUCUGAAGAUAAGAAUACGUAAAUGUACAAGGGGUUUAUUUUUAAUUAGUGGAAACUUCAGGGUAGGCGGGUCAUUUUUAUUGAAUGUUUUGCAGUUCACAUCAAUCAGAGAAUGUCUUACAAUUUUGCAUUAUUUAUAACUGAAUUGUCUUUAGAAAUUUUGUGUUUCAAAUUUUUUAGGAGUUUUUCCUAUGCAUUCGAUAUUUUUUUAACUCUCACCUACGAUUGUGACAAUUUUUUCGUAUACUGAGAAGAAUGAUAUUAUACCGUGAUAGAUAUUAUUAUACAAAGCAUCACAUUACAUUUUAUUAUGUUCAGAACCAUACCAUCACAAUUAUAUUGAUUCACAAUGUAAUGGUGCAGGUCACCACAUUGUUUAGGGACGAUUUUAUUCUACCAUUUUGAAAUGGUAUUUUUCUGAAUGAUUAUGAUUAUCACUUCAAUUUUGAGAAGUGCGUUGCAAUUUGUGAUUAUAUUUUUUUAAUUUAUUGAAUAUUUUUCAUCUGUAAUACUCAUUUUACAUCACAACCAAUUUGAAUGAGAUUUGAAAUUUCUUCACACAUUAUUCCAUAAAUAUUAAGGUAUCUUAUCUUUACUGUUUAAUCUCAUUUAUUUAUUUUAUCACGAAACCAUAUUGAUAUUGUUGGAUAAGUUGUUGAAAAUUCGUUAUUAAUUAUAAUCCGUGAUUAUCUGUAUUAAACAAAAUAUAUUGAUUGAUCUAAGAUGACUGUCCUUAUUGGGAUGAUAUCUGACGAUACAAGGAAAAUAUACUCAUGUAUACUCAAACCGAUUCCUGUUGAAUGAUGCCAAGAAAAUUUAUUUAUUCUAUAAAACUUUUAUCUUUAUUUUCCAAGAUUGAUACUCCAAUGUAGAGUAUAGCCAGAAUCUGAGUUUAUAGGGCUACUUUUAUGUUGUGUUCUGAUCCAACCCGUUUACUCUGCUGUGGUUUUGGAGAUUUUGAGGGAGUUGAUUAUAAGAUAAAAAUUGAGUUAUUCCUAGAGACACGUUGAGCAAAAAGAUGUUCCCUUCACUCAAUAGCGAGAGAUUGAAGCUCAAUUUCCUUUACACCGGUCGGUGAUUUCAAGUUCACGAGUUCAUACAUCUUAGAUAAAUUCUUGGUCUCAUUUCAUAGGAAAGUGUAUGUAAAUAUUUUGGGAUUUCAUGAUUCCAAAUUUAUAAAUAUGUAUUAUACAUUAUAUACUAGGUACCAUGUUAUAUAUAUAAAUAUAUUAAGACUUUGAAUGUAUUUCGUAUAUUUUGGUGCGAACAAAUUAUUUAGCGAAAUGUGUGCUAUAACCUCUUUGUGUUCAGUAUUUGGUUGGAAAAUUCAAUCACUGAAUGCGAAAGCCCUCGCUUUUUGGCCCUGCUCACAGGCCUUUUAAACACUUCCAGCCCCAAAAUAAUACUCAUUGUAUCCUUUUACUAUGUCUGUUUCACUUUUUAAUGACCGAUUGACAAUUCACUAAAUUAGUAUCUCUUCAUCCAGUACACGUCUACGAGAGAAAUAUCAUUAUGACGUAGAGGGUGGUUUUAAUUAAUGUCAACAUCCUCCUGUUUGUAUACCAAUUUUAUAAUUAAUUAUUUAUUCGGCAGGCUCUCAACCUGACCAGGCAAUGUGGCUGUUUUAUAUAUUAUAUAUAUUAUAUUGUAUUGUUGAGGAUUUCUACAUAAAAUUACUGAUACGAUGAAUGUAAUAGCAUGGUAUACCAAAAAAUAUAUUACGAAACUUUAUUUGUAACGGAUAAAAACAAUAAUAUUAUAUUUUCAGGAGAUAUGUACUAGUAAAUAGUUAAGAUUUUAAAGUCUAAUGAUAUGAACUUGACACAAAGUAUACGAAUUUUUCUACAAACUAAUUAUGGUAUAACUUAACGAUAAUAAUUAUAUUUAUUGUAAUAGAGCAGUCGAAAGGGGUCAUUCAAUUCAAUCUAUCUGUUCAUCAUAAUCUUGAAAAACUUGAAUCGUUUAUUAGAACUGAUUGGAGAGCAAGGGUUGAUUUCAUGUUUUAUGUAAUCUUUCAUGGUUGUGCUGUUUGUAUAAAAGAAAAUAGUUGUUAUUAUGAUUUGUUGUAAUGCUUUUGUUGCUCCUGUUGAGAAAGUGUAGACCUGCGCACUUACAAUCUAAUUUCAUUUUAUAUCGGAACGUGAAAUAUUACUAUCAAAAAUUAAUAAAUUGAAUAAAAUUUUCGAAAUUAUGAAUUUUAAUCAAUACACUACUUCAAGGUUAUAAAUAGUAUAAAUUCAAUUAUUGCAAAACUGGACUGGAAAAGUCAUUUUGUUGUUGGGCAUUGAUUGUACCGAAAUCAAUUGAAUAGCCAAAGCAAAGUUUUCACAGACUAUGAUUUUCGGACUUUCAACAUGAUAUUAAUUUCUAUGGUUCUCCUAUAUUAUCUAAAUUUAUUUUCAUUCUAUUUCCAAAAACUUGAAUGAUAAAACAUUACUGCAUUUACUUAUCUCUAUUCAUUUAGUAUCAAAGAGUAAAAAAUUGUUGAGCUGAAAAAAAUAUUGAAUUGAAAACUUUACGAAUUCUCUUCUAAAAAUUAGCAGAUCUUGAAAUAGCAUUACACUAUGUAUGCACUCUCCUAUUCUUUGGAUCAAUUUUCAACAAUUCCGUUUACAUGAUGCCAUAUAACCUUUUUUCAGCCUCUGUAAAAGCAUAUUAGAAUUGUUUAUAAAACGGAUGAUCUGUUUUAGAUUAUAUCAAACCAAGAUUAAAUAAAAUUUUUUUGUAAAACAAAUUUGAUUAUAAGUGUAAGAAAUUCAAUUUUACAACUUUCAAUUCCUGUUGACUUCAAAUAAUGCUCAAUAUUUAUUGAAAAAUAUUGUAUUCCAGUUGAGUUCGUUAUUUACCAGUUUAUAAAAUUGAAAUUUGAUUUCUGCUUUGCCACUGUAUUUUUUUAAAUUAUUCGACUAAUAUACCAUGUUGUAUACUACCGGGGAAAUUAAUCUAAUUCUUCAAAUUUUAAUUUUGUUAAUGUAUUCAGUAAUAUACUAGAAUGUAAUAAUUAUUAUUUGGUAGAGUUGGUUGCUCAUACCAUGUUCCUGCAAGCUAAAGCAAUAAAACUCUGAUGAACUAGUACCCUAUUCACUGAACAGAUAAUUCACAAUCAAAAAUCAACAAGUAAAUUAUUGUAUGAUGAUGCAGGCGGGUGAAGUGAGGCUACUUUUGUAUUUCAUUUUCGAAUUCCAAGUGAGACAUCCAUUUACCCGCCAAGCCUUAAAUAUGUAUACGGAAACAUAAUUAUGUUUAACUACCACAUAGAAAUCUGUACAACAAACGUUUCUUUCGGUCAAGAAUUUUAUCCUAUGUAAAUUGCAAUCCCAUUUUUGAAACGUGAGCAUUAAAUGCUGAAUAUCUUGUGUA
This is a messenger RNA of Nilaparvata lugens (brown planthopper), 5914 nucleotides long. It is a transcript of the gene hth, whose product is annotated as homeobox protein homothorax. Gene Ontology annotation, molecular function: RNA polymerase II cis-regulatory region sequence-specific DNA binding; DNA-binding transcription activator activity, RNA polymerase II-specific. Gene Ontology annotation, biological process: embryonic pattern specification; animal organ morphogenesis; eye development. The transcript is spliced from 15 exons. Bases 419 to 1900 code for a protein of 493 amino acids. Lineage: Eukaryota; Metazoa; Arthropoda; Insecta; Hemiptera; Delphacidae. The record is from RefSeq and is a predicted model, not a curated record.